Schizosaccharomyces japonicus yFS275 is the source of this 825-nucleotide messenger RNA. Its product is annotated as iron ion transporter. NCBI's taxonomy places the organism in Eukaryota, Fungi, Ascomycota, Schizosaccharomycetes, Schizosaccharomycetales, Schizosaccharomycetaceae. The record is from RefSeq and is a predicted model, not a curated record. The transcript is spliced from 3 exons. The coding region runs from base 1 to 825 and encodes 274 amino acids. Gene Ontology annotation, cellular component: membrane; mitochondrial membrane.
AUGGAUUCUGGAACUCUCACAGCUGCUAGUGCAGGUGCGAUUAUCAGCCGGCUUAUUUGCCAUCCAAUUGAUACAAUAACAGUACACAAACAGACAAUUGGGCAUUUCUCUUUUAAAACGAUGCCAUUGAAGGCAUAUUACAAGGGACUUCCAGCUUCACUAGCUUUGGUAACACCCGCAACGUGUAUUUACCUAUCGACAUACUGCUACACAAAGGAGAAGCUUCUCAAAAAGAAGAUCCAUGGGACGUUACUAUAUUCGCUCUGUGGAAUAAGUGCAGAAGUAAUCAGCAGUGUUAUGUGGACUCCGCUAGAAGUUGUCAAAGCACGGACACAGAUUGCGGCGUCUGGUUCAGGUGUGUUAAGAGUUGUCAGAGACCUCUAUAAAACAGAGGGACUACGUGGAUUUUACCGAGGAUAUUGGAUGGGAAUUGCAAUAUAUCUCCCGACCACAGUUAGCUGGUGGGUCGUAUAUGAACACAGCAAGUCGUAUUUAAUGAACUUGACCCACUGGGAUGUAUCGGUUGUCGCACCAAUAUGUUCAGCAUUAGGAACAGUAGUGGCUACCGUCAUUUCAACACCGUUAGACAUUGUCAAAACGAACUUUCAAGUUGCUACUACCUCUGCGAUGAAAGCACAGGCAAAUUCGCCUGCGCUAGUUCAACCAGCCCUAACCAUUCGAAGCAUUGCAAGUUCCAUUCUUAAAAAAUACGGACUACGGGGUUUCGUACGCGGUUUGCUUACACGAAUGUGCUAUGUGAUGCCUUCUGGAAUGAUUUCUAUGUCCAUUUUUGAGUCUUUGAAACCGGACAUCCAGCUCGUCUAG